Batrachochytrium dendrobatidis JAM81 is the source of this 1527-nucleotide messenger RNA. RefSeq lists its product as uncharacterized. The transcript is spliced from 3 exons. The annotation marks the transcript as partial. Lineage: Eukaryota; Fungi; Chytridiomycota; Chytridiomycetes; Rhizophydiales. Gene Ontology annotation, molecular function: chitin synthase activity. The record is from RefSeq and is a predicted model, not a curated record. Gene Ontology annotation, cellular component: cell septum; cell periphery.
CUUUUGGUGGCAAUCAUUGGAUUCAAGUUUAUUGCUGCACUUCAAAUUUCCCCCAAAGGAAAUCCUGAGAUGCGAGACAGAUUUGUGAUUUGUUGUAUUCCAUGCUAUUCAGAAGGAGCAGAUUCGCUGAGAUGCACAAUCGAUUCCGCUGCCACAUCCAUAUUUGAAGAUUCGCGACUUCUUUUAUUUAUUAUUGCGGACGGAAUGGUGGUAGGCGAGGGAAACAGUAUGCCAACACCACAAAUUGUACUUCAAGUUCUUGGUAUUGAUGAAGACGAGUAUUUUGAUAUGUCUGAAGGAUUCCCAUUUGUGGCUCUCGGUCAAGAGCAAUUGCAAUGGAAUCAGGCAAAAGUGUUUUCUGGUUUAUAUACAAAACAGGGUCGCCAAGUACCAUUUAUUGUGGUUGCCAAGAUUGGGAGUGCAGACGAGACUCGUCAUGCAGGAAACCGUGGGAAACGAGAUUCACAGUUAAUUAUUAUGAGAUUUCUUAAUCGAGUUCAUACCAAGCAGCUCAUGUGCCCACUUGAAGUAGAACUAUAUCGGCAUUUUCAGGAAAUUAUUGGCGUAAAUCCAGCACUUUACGAGUUUAUUUUGUGGAUUGAUGCCGAUACAGAAAUAUAUCCAGAUGCCAUCAACCAUUAUGUAUCUGCCAUGGCAAGUGACUCGGCGAUUACUGGAAUCUGUGGUGAAACUAUUCUGCGAAACGAAGGUGACUCGUGGGUGACAAUGAUUCAGGUCUAUGAAUAUUUCAUUUCGCAUCAUCUUGCAAAGGCGUUCGAAUCUCUAUUUGGAUCUGUUACUUGUCUACCGGGCUGCUUUUGCAUGUAUCGAAUCUUUUCGUCCGUGUCCAAAACACCUAUUUUGAUUAAUCCCAACGUGCUCGCUGAUUAUGGUGAAAACGAAGUGAACACUCUGCAUCUUAAAAACUUGCUAACUCUUGGUGAAGAUCGAUAUUUGACAACUCUGAUGUUGAAGCAUUUUCCAAAUGGAAAGAUCAAAUUUACUGCAGAUGCACGGGCAAAAACCAAUGCACCUAGUAGUUGGUCUGUGCUGAUUUCGCAGCGUCGACGAUGGAUCAACUCAACCGUGCACAAUCUUUUGGAGCUGCUUACGCUCCACAAUCUAUGCGGAUUUUGUGUGUUUUCAAUGCGCUUUGUUGUAUUUCUAGAUUUGUUCGCCACUGUAGUCGCACCAGCCGGUGUGGUUUAUGUAGUGUAUCUUAUUGUAAGUCUAGUUACUGAUGAAGAUGCUCAAGUUCCCAUGAUCUCCAUUCUUAUGCUAGCAACCAUUUAUGGUCUGCAAGUGAUUAUUUUUGUACUCAAGCGAGAAUGGCAGCAUAUCGGAUGGAUGCUGGUCUACAUUUUGGCAACUCCUUUAUUUUCGUUUAUGAUUCCACUGUAUGCAUUUUGGCGGUUUGACGACUUUUCAUGGGGCGAUACUCGACUGGUUAUCAAUCGCGACAGAAGCAAAGGAGAAAAUGGUCAAUAUUCUCAAAAAAACUAUGAUCCAAAAGAAAUUUCAAUGCGG